AUGAGCUUCAGUCGACAGUAUGCUGAAGGCAUGAGAAUAUUCGGGGACGGACACGCGUUAUAUAAGCCAGAGAUCUCGGAGAGUCUCCAGCCUGGAGAUGUUGGCUAUUUUGACUCUACGGCUCGGUGGAACCCGCUCGCUAGUCUCAGUGAUCCAGCUUCCCUAACUUUGUUGAACCUGCAAAGUCCGACUGAGCCCCUGGAGCGAGCACCUUCUCUCAAGAUAGCUGGCUGGGGCCCAAGAACAACUGAAUCGGUCAAGAGGAACGUGCUUGAUGGCGGUGUCGAACUUACCAAUGCUGGGCUUCCUGUUGAGGCGAGUGUGAAAGUCGAAUACCUAUCCGACUCGGGUUUUGGGGCGAUUCUCCUUACUAGCAGUCCCAUCACGCGGGAAGGUUACUACUUCGACUCACCAUUUAGAACAUGGAUCAAAGCGAACAGCAAAGCCUUGCUUGAGGGUCCCAGAGGGACUGAUAUCGCAAAGUAUGGUAUCGUUGUUGUAACUCAAACCUUUAGUACGAAGAAAGCCGGCAUUACCGCCUGGGGCAGGUCUGGUCAUGGGGCCUACGUCGGCUUCAGCUCUGGGACUCUUGGUGUAGGAUCGCUGCAAGCAAAUUGCGGGUGGUUCACGGGUAACAGCGCCUCAGGCUGGUCUGUGUAUGGCGGCGAGGCAUUGGAAGAGGAGCAGGUGGUCUUCAUAGCCGGCCUUCGAUACCACAAGUCAAGAAAUCCGUUUGCGAAUCAGCUUCACGAAAGUUCAGAAUUCACGAGCGGUCCUUUUGCACACAGAAGUGCUGAAUCUCACGAGGGUGAUAUUAUCCUUGAGACGAUCGAUGACAAUCAAGUGCUGUUCGAAAUUCAGCUUAUUGGCCAACCCUUGGAUCGCCCGGAUGAAUCUGACGACGAGAAUGAUGAUGCAGAUUAG
Fonsecaea multimorphosa CBS 102226 is the source of this 924-nucleotide messenger RNA. RefSeq lists its product as uncharacterized. The record is from RefSeq and is a predicted model, not a curated record. NCBI's taxonomy places the organism in Eukaryota, Fungi, Ascomycota, Eurotiomycetes, Chaetothyriales, Herpotrichiellaceae. The coding region runs from base 1 to 924 and encodes 307 amino acids. The transcript has 3 exons.